This is a messenger RNA of Myxocyprinus asiaticus (Chinese sucker), 4910 nucleotides long. Its product is annotated as nestin-like. Bases 109 to 4095 code for a protein of 1328 amino acids. Gene Ontology annotation, molecular function: CCR5 chemokine receptor binding; intermediate filament binding. The transcript is spliced from 4 exons. The record is from RefSeq and is a predicted model, not a curated record. NCBI's taxonomy places the organism in Eukaryota, Metazoa, Chordata, Actinopteri, Cypriniformes, Catostomidae. Gene Ontology annotation, biological process: positive regulation of intermediate filament depolymerization. Gene Ontology annotation, cellular component: intermediate filament.
CCUCACCCUCACCUUAUACUCACUUAGCAGCCACAAAGACCUACAGCCCCUCACAGCCUCUGUGCACAGGUUUAUUGUGACUUAAACAACAGUUCACAACACUCUGAGAUGGAGUUUCUCGGUGUCCGACAGCCUGUCACCUGUUUUUGGGAGGAAAAGUAUCAGAUGCUGGAGCUGAACCAGCGUCUUGAAUCAUACUUAGGCCGUGUGAAGCUUCUGGAAGAGGAAAACAACCUACUACGAGAAGAGAUCCACACUCUCAAGAAGAGCAGUGAUUCAUCAGGCCAGCGCAGAGCACAAGAGGAAGCACUUAGACAGGCCAGGAGGAUGAUGGAGGAGGCCUGGAGGGAGAAAUACCAUGCAGAGCUGGAGGUGGAGAACUUGAUUGAAGAUAUGGAAAAGGUGGGCAUUCGAAGACAGAAAGAGAAAAUGGCACAGGGUGAAGUGCAGAGAAGACUUGCAGAGAGUAAAAAGGAGCUAGAAGAGGAGCAGAGAGCUCAGAUUUGGCUUAGAGAGAAGGUUGCCCAUCUUGAAAGCGAGCUUCUGCUACAGGUGCAAGUCCACCAGGAGAACAUGGAAACCUUACAGGCCUCUCUGCAACAGACAAAACAAGUCUUAAUGGCCCCUCAGCCCACACAAAUUCCCAGCAUCCUAGACCUGGGACAGGAGUACAGCCAUAGAGCAGCUGAAGCAUGGCAGGAGGCAACCACAAACUAUCAGAGACAGGUUGGACGCCUGGAGGAAAGUCUAAAUCAGGCCAAAGCUAACAUGGCAAAGAUUCACCAGGAGAAGAGAGAGAACCAGCAUCAGGUUAAGCAUCUGGCCAAGGAGCUGGAGAGUAUUAAGACUAAGAGAGAGAUGCUGCAGAAGCAUGAAGGACGACAGAGAGAAGAACACAGACAGGAGCGUCAACAUUUCCAGGCUCAAGUAGAUGCUCUGGAGGUGGAGAAAGACAGACUGGGACAACAGAUAAACAGCCUGAUGGAGGACAAACAAAACCUGCUGCAGGUGAAGAUCUCUCUUGGACUGGAGGUGGCCACGUACAGAGCUUUGCUGGACAGUGAGGGCCCAAGAACCAAAAGACCAACAUUAAACAAGACCAACUCUGCUUUCCUUUUAGAUGCACUCUCAAAGCCCACUGGGACCCACCCAACCUCCCAGAUCAAUGCUGCUUCCUGCCAUUUCAGCAGUACCAUGGCUACAAGUCACAGAUCAAUCACCUCAUCUCAAACUCUGCUGACCGGUGCGACUCCAACAUGGACCCUGACUCGAGGGACCCCACAAAGAACACCAACCAAAAUCUCAGUGACAAACGAGACAAGGGUUAAUAUCCCUGAGGAGAUCGAGACAGCUGCAGAAGUGUCUGUAGAUCAUUUUAGGCCAGAGAAUGUCCAUGAUGACAUGUCCCUUGCAUCAACUUUCCUCCGAACAGUUGCAGACAGUGUCACUGCAGAACUUGAACCCAAACCAGAAGAUAGUGAAGUUCAGAAAGAGGAUGAACCAAAACAACCUCUGGCAGCUCAGUUGGUUGAAUCUAAAAUGGAUGAACCUGCAUUAAUAAGUGUGUCAACUGACCAACCAAGUAGCCUCUCUCAAACUCCAGAGACAGAAAGCUGGGCUGGUCAAUUCACAGAUCCUGCUGUAGUUUCAGAAGAAGGAAAGGAUGAAGACACAGAAGUAUCUGUGGAAAUGGCACAGAUCUCAUAUGCACCAAGGGUUGCUUGGGAGGAAAAUAAAAUCAUUGCAGAAGAUAAUAAAGAGGAUGCCUGUGAGAUGGAUGUAAGAUCACAGAACAUUAAUGAAAGUCACACAUUUGAUUAUGGAGAUGCAGAGAGUGAUAAUAAUGGAUUAACAUCCAGCCAGGUCAGAGAAAACACCAAUAACAUGGCUUCAUCUUUGCUUGAGCAAGGACCUUUAUAUUCUGUGGGUGGUUUAGGCUGUAUGGAAGAAAUAAAUGAAGAUUUAAAAAUAGCAGAUGAACAGGACAAUGCAAGCAAUAUUAAUGAGGAGCUGACAGAGCUAAUGAACAGUGAAACUGAAGCAGCGAUUGACUCUAUUGUUGAGUGGGACAGACAAGAAGAAGAUGAGGGAGAGAAUGAGAUGAAAGUCAUGAGUCUUGACUCUGAGAUGGAAGAUGAGGGUGAAAUGGGAAUUGACAGUGAGGUGGAGGAGGAGAAAAAGGGAACAGAGAAUGUGAUUGUGACUGAAAGAGAACAUGAAGAGAUUGAGGUGAUUGAGAGAGACAUUGCUGUGCAGGAGGAAAGCCUUCCUCAUACAGGAGAAAAAACUGUGGACCUGGAUCAUCAAAAAAGUCUAGAAAGUAUUGUACCACCAGUUGAACUCAAUUAUCAGACAAUAGAUGAAGACCGUUCUUUGUCUGAGGAAUAUGAGAGAGAAGAAGAAAACAAAGGUGAUGAAGAUGACUCCCCAGACAUCUUUGCCUCUUUGAGAACUGAUCCUGGUGAGUGUGACAGCUACACUAAGGAGAACACACUUGCAGACCCUCAUCCCUUGAUUUGUUAUAAGAGUGAUGAGGAAACAGAUAUUAACCCACAAGCCUCACAUGCUGGAGUCAGUAUGACUAGCGACAGUGAGGAUGAGAAAGACCGAAUGGAAGGAGGCCGGUGGGGUGAGAACCCCUCAGAAUGCUUCAACACCAUGGAGGAUCUCUCAGAAGAACCAGACAUGGAUGCCAUUGGAGAGAUAGUGACAGAAGAGAUUAUUCAGACAGAACAAACACUAGAUAAUGGGGAGCAUAUGAUUCUUCAGAGUGGACAUGAUGGCUCUGAAUGCCAUGAAAGUUUGGUGGUGGAAAAAGAAAAUGCAAGGUUUGAGCUCAAGGAAAACCAUGAAGAAGAGAGAGAUUAUAUUUUGAGAGAUAACGAUCAUGAUUACAAGGUUGAUGAGCAAAAUGAGAAGCCUCAACUGAGUGAAGAGCAGCAAAUUCAUCACACAGAACAGGCUAACCAGGUUGGUGAUGAAACAACCAAUUCAUAUACUAGUCAAGAAAAUGUCAACAUGGAACCAUUUUCAUGUUUUAACCAUCCAUCCUCAUUACCAUAUGUGCCAUUCCCUGAAACGUCCCAGCAGGUAGAGCCUGAAAGUUGCAUUGAAGUUUCAUCAACUACGACCCUGUUUCAAGACCCAUUUAUAACCAAAGAAUCACCCAUUAAAGAGGAAGAUGUCCAGAACAUGUCCAUGCACACCAACAUGGAUCUCAUGGAGAAUAUCUCUUUAGAGAGUGAGAUACAUAGUCAGCCGGAUAUGCCCAACUCUGACUUGGAAGAGUGCAAUAGCUCAGAAGAUGAGUCUCCAAAUGCCAGCCAGUGCUUUCAGAACCCAACCCUUUUAGCAACGUCUACUUACAAUGAACAAGUAUUAACCUUGGGAGGUCAGUUUUCUAAUGGUGUGGUCUCCAAGGCAGACAACGAUGUGCCUAAAGAAGUGUUCAGCAAGGACUUAAUGGAAAAGAGCACAGAAGACCAUAAAGCUUCUCAGAUUGAUGACAAAAGCACAAGCAUGCCAGCUGCAGAAGAGAUCAAUCACAGCAGUAUGGAUAGAAACAUGGGCCAACUUUCUCCAGGGCAUGAGACUGCGAAUUUGGGCAGUCCAAACAGAAUGCUGAGUGUAACUGAAAAAAUAUUUGGCAAUUUUGAAGAACAUCUUGAAAGGCCUGUGGAGAGCUUUACCAAAAAAGAAUCAAGUAUGAUAGAUAUUUUCAAAAGGAACAAUCCAGAGGAGGAUGAAUUCCAGUCAAUGGAAAAGGAAAGUGAGAUUCACAGCUUUUUUAGCUCUAGUUUGAAGGAGGAUUUCUGUAGCGAAGGAAAAACAGAGAUGGCAGCUACGUACAACCCAGCCCAAACUGAAAACUUUGCCCAUGAUCCCAUCCACUUAAACCAGGAUAUGGUCUUUGGAGAGGAGUGGAGAGAUUUGGGGGACACAACAACAGCAAAUGUAAAUACUAAAGAAGAGAUCCUCAAAAGCCAGUCAAAAGAUGAGAAGGUGCAGCAUAAGGUUGAACAGACAGGGCAUGAGACAGUCCAGUCUGAUGAUUCUAUUGAUGAUGGGGAUUCCUGGUCCUCUGGUGAUGAGUAACAGCUUUGUGGAAUGUUAGCUUGGUCCAAUGACAUGUUUUGAGCAGUUUAACACUAAACCAAAAACCUAGAAAAAAAGUAGUAAUGUCAUAUAGAUACUGUAGAUAGAGUGAUAGAUAGAUAUACAUAUUAUUAAAGGGAUUGUUCACCAAAAAUGAAAAGUCUGUCAUUAUUUACUCACUCAUGAUGUUCCAAAUCCAAAACGACUUUCUUUCUUAGGUGAAACACAAAAGGAGAUGUUAGAAAGAAUGUUAGGGACUGACAACCUCUGUAACCUUGGGGGAAUGGUAAGAUAUAAUUCUUCUUUGAUUUAUGCUUGUUGUUACACCUAAGUGGGUGUAAGGGGGCCCCCCAAGAGCUGUGAUUAAAUUUGAACCCUGCCUUUAAGCAGCAAUGGAAAAUUUUGCAGUGGGUAAAAAAAAAACCCCAGCAAAAUCAAACACUAAGUGCACCUUUAUACUGUAUAUCCACAGAAAUUAAACUUGACAAGACAGAGGGAAAUAUGUAUAAUGUGAUUUCUCAUUAAUGAGUUAACAGCCUGACAUAAUGUGCCAGCUGCCAUGGCAGCUGAAGAAAAAGGCAUUGUACUUCCUGAUGGCAAUGGGCAGAAGGAUCUUGAGUAGAGCUUUUUAGAGCUUUACUAUGAAGACCCAUGCCAUUUUUGUUGUUAGAUGUCCUAAUCAGACAAGCUUUUUGGUGAAAAAAAGAAAAGCAAAAAGCAAAAUACUUUGUGUAUUUGCAGAGAAAACUAUAUGAAAUCAAACAGACUUGUUAAAAUUGGAAAUCAUUAUUUAUAAAAAGUAAUAAAAAAGGUAA